AUGGAUAUCCAUGAAAGGAAUACAAUUUACAGAUCUAUUAUGGAAGAUGACCAAGCUUCUUUUGUCAGAUUCAUAGAAGAAGAAACAUUCAAUAAAGAUCAACGUCUCAAAAGUGAAUUAUAUCCAGAAUCAAGUAAUGGAUUGUCACUUCUUGAAUUAUGCUGCUAUCAUGGAUCAAUUGGUUGUUUUAAGCUGUUAGAAACAAAAUUUAAUUCAGUAACUACGCGAAGAUGCCUUCAAUUAUCGUUUUUAGGAGGAAAUCCUGGCAUCAUUAACGAAUAUUUGAAAGAACAAGAGCCAGAUAGAGAAUGCAUGCAAUAUGCAAUUAUUUCAUACAACAUUGAUUUCAUUUCUUUUUUGAAGAAUGAACAUGAAAUUGAUAUUGAUUUAAAUGUUUGUGUUCAAGCUCUAAAUCUACAAGCUUUCUUUAUUGACCUUGAUAUGACAAAAGACUUUCAGAAAAGUUUUAUUUAUUCUCCUGGUUUUUCACUUCUUUCGCUUGUUGAAUAUUUAAUAUCAAACUGUCAAGAUAUCAAUGCUCGAGAGAUUAAAGGCUCAGCAGCUAUUCAUUUCGCUGUACAAUCUGAUUGCAAAGAAAUAUUAAAAUUUCUUAUUUUGAAUGGAGCUUUUAUUAAUUCUCAGAACAAUGAUGGAACUACCCCGCUUCAUCUUGCUGUUUAUAGAAACAAUAUAGAAUUUGUAAAAAUUCUUAUUUUACAUGGUGCAGAUAUUAAGGCUCGUCGCAUUGAUGGAGUUACUCCACUUUAUUUAGCAGCAAGAUACAACUGUAUAGAAAUAGCAAAACUCCUUUUUUCUAACUCUGCAGAUAUUGGCGCUAAAUCCAAUGAUGGAAGAUCUGCACUUCAUAUUGCAGCUGGCUAUGCUGAUUUAGAUAUUGUUGAACUUCUAUUAAUUCAUGGUGCAAACGUUAAUGAAAAAAAAUCCUGUAGAUGGAAAUACUCCUCUUCAUUAUGCAGCACUCUUUAA
Messenger RNA from Trichomonas vaginalis G3, 987 nucleotides. Its product is annotated as spectrin binding. The transcript has a single exon. The record is from RefSeq and is a predicted model, not a curated record. Bases 1 to 987 code for a protein of 328 amino acids. Gene Ontology annotation, molecular function: protein binding. Lineage: Eukaryota; Parabasalia; Trichomonadida; Trichomonadidae.